AUGAAUCGCUCAGCAGCGCCAGUGACUGGGCCCAACGGUUUUGCUGUAUUUGCACAAGAGCUGCAAAAAAAGCUUACUGGACAACGACAAAUCGAAAAAGACGGCUUAAUUUCGCCCUCUUUCCAGAGUAUUGCUGUGCCACUUUGGGAAGCUCUCAGUAGCGGCAGCAAAAAGGAGGAGAUCGCGAAAGACAAAAAUAAGGACAUUGCGGGAGGCAAAGAAGAAGGUACCGCGAAAGGUAAAAAAAAGGGUAAAAAAGUGGAAGAGUUUGAAGAGGACGAAUAUUUAGACGAACUGACCAUCGGCGUACCAAUGAACCAAAAGGACUACGACACGAAAGAGAACAACCUCAGUAAAAUGACUUACAAGGACAAGUACCAGAACGACAAAGCAUGCGUACUCACAUUUUUGCGCACUCUCAAAGAUAUGGAUGAAGUCCGCUAUUCAACGGUGGUCGGACCAUGGCGCUUGAAUAAUGACGUAGAACGUCAGAGAGCUGAGUUUCAUGCUGCUCGAACGCAUCAGCUUCAUUUGAGCAUUUUCUCCAAGUACCCGCACAACAUUCCGACACAAAACACGUGCUUGCGAGAGAUUUUGGGUCGCUGCGAGCCAGAAAUUGCGAAACAGCAGGGCGUUUGCGUGGGUCUCUAUAAAAAUGGAAUCACCGAAUUUGAAAAUGACAUGGUAGGUUUUUUUUACUGCCGCUUCAGUUGA
Gongylonema pulchrum is the source of this 714-nucleotide messenger RNA. The record is from the annotation of a GenBank genome assembly. NCBI's taxonomy places the organism in Eukaryota, Metazoa, Nematoda, Chromadorea, Rhabditida, Gongylonematidae.